Messenger RNA from Helicoverpa zea (corn earworm), 1247 nucleotides. Its product is annotated as BTB/POZ domain-containing protein At1g55760-like. The record is from RefSeq and is a predicted model, not a curated record. Gene Ontology annotation, cellular component: cytoplasm. Bases 57 to 1007 code for a protein of 316 amino acids. Gene Ontology annotation, molecular function: ubiquitin protein ligase binding. NCBI's taxonomy places the organism in Eukaryota, Metazoa, Arthropoda, Insecta, Lepidoptera, Noctuidae. Gene Ontology annotation, biological process: proteasome-mediated ubiquitin-dependent protein catabolic process; regulation of proteolysis. The transcript is spliced from 2 exons.
AGUUGUUUGAUAUUUAUUGAAGUGCACCGACGCGUUAUAUCACUUUGACUUAAGAAAUGUCACAAUUCCAACGAAGUAAUUCCCCUUUCGACGUGGAGCAGGCGAUAUUCAUUAUAGAAAAGUAUAAAAACAGUCUGAGGAACCCUCCACUAAAACCUGGCACAGCAGGUAUGGAAGCCAAAGAAUUAGUUCAAAAGGCCAACUCGUUGGAGGUGAAGAUCUCUGUAACGAAUUACAACAGCCUGUACGCGACGCGCACCACCCCCGAGUUCGUGAUCAACGGCGCGGCCGUGCUGCAGCUCAAGCUCAUCGCCGCCCUCGUCAACAACGUCUACAACAACCUCAUCUUCGCGCGCUUCGUCAAGCGACGCGCCAAUGACGACCUAACGUACACGAUCAAGCUCACGAGCACAGAGCUCGGUAUUGCCAAGAGCUUCACCACCGACGACGGCACGUGGCAUCUCAUCCACGAGAACAAGAAGCAACAAUACACGUUUGACGUAACGGCUUGUAUGGAGGCGGCUCCGUGCGCCAGUUCGUUCGCCAGCCUGCACGACGACGCCGAGCUCACGGACUUCGAGCUGCGCGGCGAGGAUGGGUCCGUGCACGUGCACCGCGCCGUGCUGGCCGCCGCCAGCCCCGUGCUGCGCCGCAUGCUGGGCGGCGCGUGGCGCGAGACCGCCCAGGGCAGGGUCGAGCUCCCCGGGACCUCGCGCGCCACGCUGCAGCACCUGAAGGACUACGUGUACUUGCACGCGUUGCCUGAAGCAGGGCUGGAGCAGCUGCUGUUACUGGCGGCGUACUACAUGAUGCCGGACUUGGAGCAGCGCUGCGUGGACAGGCUGGCGCGGGGCGUGAGCGCGGACAACGCGUGCGACGUGAUCGAGUUCGCGGCCAAGAACAAGCUGCCGCGCCUGCUGCUGGCCGUGCUCGAGCUGGUGCAGAACGGCGCCGUCAGCGUCUCCGCCAUGCGCGACCACCUCGCCCAGGCCAAAACAGAUAGUUAAGCUCCUAAUGCUGGCUUCGAUUCAAAAGUUUGCUAUUUUACUCUUUUUCUUUAUUUCUGUGUUGAUUUCAUUCGUGAUGGGUUUUAGUGAAAUAACAAUUGAUGGAAAAGUCUGAACUCUCUAAAAAGUCCUUAUGCUCAAGAUUUGAAACAGUGAUAUUAUAGAGUAUUUUAGUCAUAUGCAUAUGCCGCAGUCAUCUGGUCGAAGCUGCUAUGUGAUUAAACGACUUGCGCUAGUGUA